Papilio machaon (common yellow swallowtail) is the source of this 860-nucleotide messenger RNA. It is a transcript of the gene ATPsynD, whose product is annotated as ATP synthase subunit d, mitochondrial. Gene Ontology annotation, molecular function: proton transmembrane transporter activity. Gene Ontology annotation, biological process: proton motive force-driven ATP synthesis. The coding region runs from base 89 to 616 and encodes 175 amino acids. NCBI's taxonomy places the organism in Eukaryota, Metazoa, Arthropoda, Insecta, Lepidoptera, Papilionidae. The record is from RefSeq and is a predicted model, not a curated record. The transcript is spliced from 3 exons.
ACACUGACUUGAUUGUCAUUAUCUGUUUGCGAGUGACAACUGCCAAGUGCUCCCUAAAUUAAAGAUUUUGGAAAUUUGAAGCCACAACAUGGCAAAAAGAAUAGCACAGAGCUCCGUGAACUGGGCAGCGCUGGCAGAGAGGGUGCCAGCAGAGCAGAAAGCCCAUCUCGCCGCUUUCAAGAUCAAGUCCGAUGGUUACCUUCGUAGAGUGCUGGCCAACCCGCCGGAACCUCCAGCGAUCAACUGGAGUGUGUACAAGCAGUCGGUACCCAUCCCUGGCAUGGUGGAGAACUUCCAAAAGCAAUAUGAAGCCCUCAAGAUCCCGUACCCAACAGACACCAUGACUGCACAGGUUGAUGCCCAGUGGACCCAAGUCAAGAAAGCCAUUGACCAAUUUGUGCAGCAGUCCAACGCAAAUAUUGCCAACUUUGAGAAACAAGUUGCGGAGAUCAAGGCUCUGUUGCCAUACGACCAGAUGACGAUGGAGGACUUCCGCGAUGCAUACCCUGAGCUGGCCCUCGACCCUAUCAACAGGCCCACUUACUGGCCCCACAACCCUGAGGAGCAAGUGGACUAUGUUGACCCGGAGAACAAGGCAGUUGAAGCACAACACUAAAAUGUUCGUAACUUGUAUAAUGUCAAGAUAUCAGGAAUCUAAAGCAUAUCUACAUACUGCUUCGGAAUACAGGUUUUCUGUGAGUUCCCACUGCAAAACAUCUGUAUUUAAAUACUUGUCAUCUUAUAUUUCUUUAAGAAACAGGGAUAAUGUUUUUAAUUAGAUGUUUUAGUGGUGGAAAUGCAGUUAAAUACUGUUUUAGUCUUUCUGAGCUGAAUAGUAUCUCAACAUAUUUUAUGCUAUU